AUGCCCGCUUCCCCACUCCCCGUCCCCAACUCCACGACCUCCUUCUGGAGGUCAUCCCCGCACCCACUGGAUGAUCACCGGUCUACCCCGGAGCUCCCAGGCCAAGUCGAUAUCGCAGUCAUUGGCGCCGGCUAUGCGGGGGUCGCGACGGUAUACCACAUCCUCGACCAGUGCAAGGCCCGCGGUGUCCCGCCUCCAAAGAUUGUCAUCCUCGAGGCCCGACAGGCAUGCUCCGGGGCAACUGGACGCAAUGGCGGCCAUCUGAAGCCGGACCCGUACAGUCGCCCCUCCAGCCUCGUCACCACGCAUGGCCUCGAGGCCGCGACGGAGUGUGCUGAAUUCGAGGCCAAGAACCUCAUGGAAGUGAAAAAGGCAGUUGAGGCUGAAGGUAUCGACUGCGACUUUGUUCUGACCCGCGCCGUCGACGCCUUGAUGUCUGAUGCCAUCCGUGAUCGCAUGAAAUCCGGCGUCGAGAUGCUUAGAAAAAAUGGCGUUUCCGUAUUGAAAGACGUAUACUAUGCCGACGGCGCCGAAGCCGAGCAACUAUCGGGUGUAAAAGGAGUCAAGGGCUGCCUAACUUAUACCGCCGGCCACGUGUGGCCUUACAAGCUGAUCCUAUCCCUCCUGUCAAAGGCCCUCGACGCCGGCGUCAACUUGCAGACCCACACGCCCAUCGAGGCGGUCACCAAUGCCCCCGACGCGGAUGGCUACCUAACGCUGACCACGGCGCGCGGCACCAUCCGCGCCGCAAAGAUUGUGUACGCGACAAACGGCUACACGUCAUCCAUCUUGCCAGAGUUUGCCGACAAGAUUGUUCCCGUGCGCGGGAUUUGCAGCCACAUCACGCCCGGAAAGAAGCCAGCCCCCUUGCUGCCUCACUCGUGCAUCAUCCGGUGGUCGGAUACCGAGUACGAGUACUUGAUUCCCAAGCUGGACGGCAGCAUUGUCGUUGGUGGUGCACGGUCUGCGUACUAUCACGAUUUGUCGGCAUGGUAUAACAACGUCAACGACGACGAGUUGAUUGAGGCGGCCAAGAACCACUUUGAUGGGUAUAUGCAGCGUGUAUUUCACGGAUGGGAAGACAGCGGCGCGACUACGUCCAAGGUGUGGACUGGAAUCAUGGGCUACUCGUCCGACGGAUUGCCGCACGUCGGCGUCGUCCCCGGACGACAGAAACAAUUCAUCAUUGCCGGCUUCAACGGCCACGGCAUGCCACAGAUUUUCCUCUCGGCCAAGGGGGUAGCGUCGAUGAUUAUGGAGCAAUCAGAGUUUAAGACGACAGGUAUCCCAAAGGUCUACCAGGCCUCACAAGCGAGAUUAGACAGUUCCAAGAAUUCCAUUCUUGAGAGCUGGAAGGCAGUCAAUAAGGUGCCGUCAGCAAAACUGUAG
Colletotrichum orchidophilum is the source of this 1389-nucleotide messenger RNA. RefSeq names its product FAD dependent oxidoreductase. The transcript is spliced from 4 exons. The record is from RefSeq and is a predicted model, not a curated record. Gene Ontology annotation, cellular component: cytoplasm. Gene Ontology annotation, molecular function: oxidoreductase activity. The coding region runs from base 1 to 1389 and encodes 462 amino acids. Lineage: Eukaryota; Fungi; Ascomycota; Sordariomycetes; Glomerellales; Glomerellaceae.